Messenger RNA from Drepanopeziza brunnea f. sp. 'multigermtubi' MB_m1, 1137 nucleotides. The record is from RefSeq and is a predicted model, not a curated record. Lineage: Eukaryota; Fungi; Ascomycota; Leotiomycetes; Helotiales; Drepanopezizaceae.
AUGUCAUACUAUCCUCCUCAGCAGCACCAAUAUGCUCCUCCUCCCUCCUCGCCUCCUCCUACGCAGACCACUCACUCACAAUCCGCAUACUACCCUCCUCCACCACAGACAGGAAGCCCUCCUCAAGCAGGGACCUCAUACCCCCCUCCACCACAGCCCAACUCUCCCCAAGCCCAGCAACACUACCAAGCUCCCCCUCAACAGCAAGUCCCCGCACAAGUGCAACAGCACUACCAAAGCCCACCCCAAAAUUUCUCCCACCGCACAUCCUACCAGCAACCGGUAGCUCCGGCCCAGGGACAGGUAUCCCCCGCUUACGAGCAGCCUCCCCAGCAGGCUUAUGCGCAUUUAGAGGAAGAACGUCCGCCUGAAAAUCCGGCUCUGGAUACAAGUGCGGCUCAGAACUUGGACCAUGGAGCGCCGGCCGCUGAGCACUUUAUUGGAGCCAGCACGAGCCAGGAUGAUGUCGGGACAUUCAAUGGUGGAAGCUAUAGGAUCAGUCACCGAGAUACGAAUAGUAUCCUCACGUGUCAGCUGGCGAUAGGGUGCCCGCUGAUUGCGCGACCUGGCGCAAUGAUCUCUAUGACACCAACAAUAACACUCAAAGGUAACGUCAAGUUCUCGAUGAAGAAACUCAUCACUGGUGGUGAUAUGACACACUCGACGUUCACUGGCCCGGGAGAACUCCUCCUCGCUCCGCCCUCAUUGGGCGAUAUUACAAACAUCCAUCUUGCAGGCAGUGAGCAGUGGUCUGUAGGCCGCGAUGCGUUCUUAGCCUGCACGCAAGGAGUGGUCAAGGAGUAUAAGCGACAGGGUAUCGGAAAGGCGAUGUUUUCUGGUGAGGGGCUGUUUGUCUACAAGAUAAGUGGGAACGGGCUGUUGUGGAUCACGAGUUUGGGGGCGAUUAUUAGGAAGGAUCUGGCGGAUGGCGAGAAGUAUAUUGUGGAUAAUGGCCACCUAGUGGCGUGGAACACGAAGUAUAUCCUUGAGCGUGUGGCUUCGGGUGGUAUUAUUUCCGGUUUUUCGUCUGGUGAGGGGCUGGUCUGCAAAUUUACUGGUCCUGGGACGGUGUUUAUGCAGACGAGGAACCCGACUGCUUUCGCUCAGUGGCUCUCUACGCAUGCUGCUGCUGCGUAA